UGACAGAAGAGACCCCUGGUAGACCAAACCAAACCAUGUCAGGAACUAUAUCUGUAGGAGUCAUCCUAUUAAUUAUUCUACUAGGGAGUGCAUUGUAUCUCUACCAGAAAUACGACACGCCAGAUCCUCUUGAGCCUCCUCUUAUUCAUAGCAAAGUCCCCGUGAUUGGCCAUGUUGUCGCGUUCAUACAUUAUGGAAUCGAAUAUUUUUCGAUGCAGAGUUCAAAAUGCUCUUUGCCAAUCUUCACGUUAAAAAUGCUCAAUAACAAAGUUAGCGUGAUCACAUCCCCCGACUUGGUAUCUGCCGUCAAGCGCAAUCACCGAACGUUAUCUUUCGAUCCAAUUUUCACCAGUGCUGCAGAGCGCCUUGCGGGAGUUCAAGGCUCCGCUCUUGAACUUCUGCGGGAGACAGCGUCUGGCGGCAAAGGACUCGGGAAUGAGGUUGUUCAGGCGAUGCAUCCCUCUCUUCUGGGUGAUGGAUUAGACCAUAUGAAUCGACGGAUGAUCGACGUUCUUAAUGGAAGCAUUGAUGAGCUCGCAUUAUAUCCGAAUCGUCGGAUCGAUCUGGUUGAAUGGUGUCGUAAUGCUAUGACUAUUGCCAGUACGGAUGCUGUCUAUGGUCCACUGAAUCCGUACAAAUCACGUACUAUUCAGGAUGCAUUUUGGGACGUUGAAUCCAACCUUAGCUUAUUAAUGAUAAAUAUAGCUGGUUGGAUCACUGCACGGAAGGCCCGGAAAGGGAGAGAGUUGCUCGUUAAAUCCUUCAUUCGGUACUAUCAAGAACACGGACAUGACGAUGCUUCUCCACUAGCAUAUGCCCGAUUCAAGACACAACAUGACCGUGGAGCGACUUUGGAAAAUAUUGCUCGGCUCGAGUCCGUAAUGGGGCUCGGGAUACUCUCAAACACAGUCCCGACUGGAUUUUGGACAAUCUUUGAUAUCUAUUCUCGUCCAGCACUGCUGGAGGCUAUCAGAGACGAGAUUCGUCAGGGAGCCCUCUCGGUUGAUUCUACUGGACAACACGUACUAGACCUAGCCGAUAUUCGGAAUAACUGCCCUCUACUACUUUCAUCCUUCCAGGAGACCCUUCGACUCAGGUCCAAUUCCGGACAAGUCCGCGUAGUAUAUGAAGAUACAACUCUGGACGAUCGCUUGUUACUGAAAAAGGGUUCAAUCAUUGCGGUCCCAGCCGCGACAAUCAACCGGAACAAACCAGCAUGGGGCUCUAACGUCGAGGAAUUCGAUCCCUGGAGAUUUACGAAACUGGGCGAGUCGGCGGAUAAGAGACAGAAAGCAUCUGCGUUCCUUUCAUUUGGAAUAUCUCCCAGUAUUUGCCCGGGUCGGCACUUCGCCACGGGAGAAAUCUUGGCUCUAGUAGCAAUGCUUAUCUUGCGGUUUGAUAUCAGCCCCGUGACAGGUCCAUGGAAGGAACCGAAGACGAAUACGAAAGCAGUGGCGGCAUCGUUGAGUCCCCCGGUUGAAUCUGUGGAUGUGACUUUUUCAGAAAGAGAAGAAUUCAAAGGACAGAAAUGGAUAUUUAGAGUGACGCCUGGAAAAGGACGGUUUGGGUUGAUAAUCGGUUAAAUGCAUGAUAGACCGUAUAUAUUGAUAGCAGAUGUUUAAUUAUAUACGUCACGAUAGACUCGGAUAUAUCAUAUCCAUAACA
This is a messenger RNA of Paecilomyces variotii, 1665 nucleotides long. RefSeq names its product cytochrome P450 monooxygenase. Bases 36 to 1583 code for a protein of 515 amino acids. The transcript is spliced from 3 exons. Gene Ontology annotation, molecular function: heme binding; monooxygenase activity; iron ion binding. The record is from RefSeq and is a predicted model, not a curated record. NCBI's taxonomy places the organism in Eukaryota, Fungi, Ascomycota, Eurotiomycetes, Eurotiales, Thermoascaceae.